Molecule: messenger RNA, 1905 nt
Organism: Lycium ferocissimum
Lineage: Eukaryota; Viridiplantae; Streptophyta; Magnoliopsida; Solanales; Solanaceae
Product: probable flavin-containing monooxygenase 1
Exons: 4
Coding region: 68-1654 (528 amino acids)
Molecular function (GO): flavin adenine dinucleotide binding; N,N-dimethylaniline monooxygenase activity; NADP binding
Source: RefSeq, a predicted model, not a curated record
AGUUCGCCAUCUAGUUUCCUUAAAGGAGUUAUAAUUUGGGUAGUAUUAUUACUGUCCUUAGGUCAAUAUGCCAGGAGAAAACGGAGAAACCUAUGCUGAAAAAAGCAAGAAGCAAAUAGCAAUCAUAGGUGCCGGAGUAAGUGGUCUUCUUGCAUGCAAACAUGCACGGGAACAGGGAUUUGAUCCAAUAGUCUUUGAAUCCUCGAAUGGUAUUAUUGGCGGACUAUGGUCCUACACCAUUAAGUCCACUAAGCUUCAGACUCCCAAAGAAUUUUACCAAUUCUCAGAUUUUGCAUGGCCAGAGUCAGUCACAGAGACCUUCCCUCGUCACGAUCAAGUCAAGGACUAUAUUGAAUCAUAUGCCCUUCACUUCAAUAUCCUUCCCCAUAUUCAGUUUAACUCCAAGGUAGUUAGCAUUGAUUACCGCGCCUAUGAGGAUGAUGGUUGUGAUGAGGGUCUGUGGGGUGGCACAGGCCAGGCAUUCUCUCCUAAACGCAAAUGGCUUGUCACAGUACUUAAUAUGCUCUGUCCCCUGGACCAACAUAAGGUUUAUGAAGUUGAUUUCGUCAUCAUAUGCAUUGGAAGGUUCAGUGGCCUGCCAAAUAUCCCCCACUUUCCAAUGAACAAAGGGCCGGAGGUGUUUGAUGGUAAGGUUAUACACUCCAUGGAAUAUGCUGAAAUUGGAAGUGUUCGUGCAACUGCGAUGGUAAAAGAUAAGCAUAUCACUGUUAUUGGAUUCCAAAAAUCAGCAAUAGAUCUUGCAGCAGAAGUCGCCAGACUAAAUGGAGUGGAACAUCCGUGCACACUGCUACUUAGGACGGUAAAUUGGACAAUACCCGAAGACUUUUUGAAAAUAUCUUUUCGGAAUUUGAAUAGAUUCUCAGAGUUUAUGAUCCACAAGCCUGGUGAAGGAUUUUUUCUGUGGUUCUUGGCAAUUUUACUUUCACCUCUGCGAUGGAUAUUGACAAAGUUUGUGGAAAGUUAUCUCAAAUUGAUAUACCCAUUGAAGAAGUACAAUAUGGUUCCAGAACACGGCUUUCUUAGACAGAUAUCUGCUUGCAAAUUCCCAGUCUUGCCAGGUGAUUUCUACAAGAGGGUUGAAGAAGGGAGCCUUAUCUUAAAGAAGUCUAAAAGUUAUUGCUUCUGUAAAACAGGACUCAUCAUUGAUGAUGAGGAGGAAAAUCUUCUGAAAACAGACGUUGUCAUCUUUGCAACUGGAUAUAGAAGCGAUGAUAAGCUUUGUGAUAUUUUCGCCUCAACCUAUAUUCAGAAAAGAAUCGUUGGCUCUUCAGCUCCCUUCUACCGUGAGUGCAUACAUCCGCAUAUCCCACAGCUUGCAAUACUUGGGUAUUCUGAGGGUCGUGCAAUGCUAUACACCACCGAGAUACAAAGCAAAUGGCUAGCUCAUUUCCUUGCAGGAAAAUUUAAGCUACCAACAAUAAUGGAAAUGGAAGAAGAUGUCCUGAGAUGGGAGAAGUGUAUGCAACAUUACGCUAGUACAUACUACAAAAGAUCCUGUGCGAGUUUGUUGCUACUGAUAUACUUCAAUGAUCUAUUGUGCAGGGACAUGAAUUUGAAUCCCAGAAGAAAGAAAACACUGUUGAGUGAACUAUUUGCCCCUUAUAAGCCUUCUGAUUACCAAACAUCUAUUUAGUUUCAGCACAACAAUGUUUUGUCAAGCCAUCUUUAUUGUACCAAGAAAAUAAGAAGUGCCAAAGUAGAACAUAAGGCAAUUUUCUUGAAUUGGGAGUUUUAUAAUCUUCUUUGUUCCCUAUAACAUUAGGUUUUUCUUUUUACAAUGAAUGGAAAUGUAGUUUCUUACUUGGAGCUGCUUAUGUUAUUAGGCUGAAAUCUAAUAUAGUUACAAAGUGCUGCUUGGAGUGUUCUAUGAUUUACUAUUGUCCA